Molecule: messenger RNA, 696 nt
Organism: Clunio marinus
Lineage: Eukaryota; Metazoa; Arthropoda; Insecta; Diptera; Chironomidae
Source: the annotation of a GenBank genome assembly
AUGAAUGCGGCAGAGAGAAAGGCUUUGAUUUUGGAAAUCACUAAAAUCCUUCAAGAAAGUUUCACUGCUUCAAUAGAUAUAGCAAUGAUUAAAUUAUCAAGGGAACUGACAGAUCUUUUCCAGCCCCAAUUGAAGUUGAUGGAUACCAAAGUCAAAAGAAUGAAUUCACGUGUUGAGAGUGGAGAGAAAAGAAUUGAUGACAUCAUCGAAACGAACAAAAGAAUUUGUAAUCUGCGUUUGGAUGGUCUGCCUUUUGUCAAAGGAGAGAAUGUCAAAAAUGUCAUCAAUUCCUUGUCGAGUGCAAUUGGAUAUCGAGACUCACCUGAAUUUCUCGCCUAUCGGAUGAAGAAAGAAACGAAUUCCACUAUAAUAAUUCGUUUUCCAACCUACUACUAUAAGGAAGAAUUCUUGAACCGAUACUUAGCCAACCCCAAAGCAGUUACAGUUAAAACACUGCUUAAAAAUGGUGACUCCACAGCUCGCUGUUUUCUCUCAAACGAUUUGUGCAAAACCUUUUAUGACAUUCACAAAGCGGCAAUCAAAUUUAAGAAGGAUGGUUCAAUCUCAAAAAUUCGAGUAUCGCACGGCUUCGUUAUGAUCAAGAAAGAUGAUGCGUCACCAUUUCGAGCGUUCGAUUCUUUGGCGGCCCUACAGAAAGAGUUUGGAAGUAACACAAAGCAAACCAUGGAAGCUUGA